AUGUAUGAUAAUCAAAAUUACCAACAAAAUACCAAUCAUUAUACAAAACAAUUGAAUCAGUAUUCACCUAAAAAUAUUUAUGCAAAUCAAAAUAAUUAUUACAAUGAAAGGUAUAAUCAAUCAAGAGUAAAAUACCCCAAUAAAGAUAUUGAUAGAUAUACUCAAAUAAAUGAUAAAAAGAAUAUUGAACAAAGACCAUAUUAUCCUAAUUAUGAAAGAAAAGAAGUAGUAAAUAAAAAUAACAAAAAGUAUUUAACAGAAUCAACAUUAAAAUCAACAAAAAUUGAGACAUUUUCUGUGAAAGCCGCGAAAGGAAAAUUCUUCGUAUAUACAUUACAUUCAGGACGAUUAUUUACAAGAGCAGUUGAUGUUAAAUGGGCUGCUACAAUAACAGGAAAACCUGAUUUACCACCAUGGCUUCAUAUCUUUCAAUCAAAACAUAAUGCUAUUUCAUAUUUAAUUGGGACACCAGUAACUUCAGCAAAUUUAGUUUCUUUACAUAUAAUAGCAAGAAAAAUAGAUACAUAUGAGACUGGUGAAUUUUUUUUAAAUAUUGAAUUAACAGAAGAUGUUAGAUAUAAUAAUUAUACACAACAAAUAGCUGAAAUUCAUAUAAGAAAUGUUAAUGCUGAAAAUUUAAUAUCAAAUUCAGGUGGUAAAAUUGAUGAAUUAGAAACAAGUAUAAGACAAACAUUUAAAGGGAAAGAUUUAAAUCCUUAUAUUUUUAAUAUUGAAUCACCAUCACCACCAGAUGGUAAAGUUUUAUCUGUUCUUCGUGAUAAACCACUUGGUGCCAUUAUAUAUAUUGGUACACAAAGAAAAUUUCACUCUAAUGUUUUCCAUUUAAUGAAAGGUUUACAAAAUAAUUUUAAAUAUUGUAAUAAUAGUCAAAUUAUUCCAUUCAACAAAUAUUUUCACAAAAAAUUUGACAUUAAUUGGUGUAAAUUUAAUAUUAAAAACUCAACAAUGCCAAAAAGUUUACAUGAUCUAGAGAUGAUAGAGGAAAAAAAAUUAUAUAGAAAUGAAACUGUUUUAAAAUUAAAUGAGUUAUCAGGAAAAAAAGAAGAAAGUUCAGAAAAAUAUACCCCAUACUACCAUUUUUGGGAGUCUGUUUUGAUAUUUCCUUUGUUAGCAGUUUUUUGUAUAUUAUUAGUAUUACUACUAUCAGUUAUCUUUUUUGGACGUAGAGAAGGUCAACAUUGGCGUGACUAUAAAACACCAAAAGAACAAUUACAAGAAUAUAUGGCUGUUAGAGAAUCGCAACAACGUCUUCGUGAACUUUCCGUUCAAAGGCAGAUGAUGUCAAUGGCAGCAUCAGUUGAUCGUAAUGCUGAUUUACAAUCUGAUAAUGUAAUACCAUCUGGAAUUGGAACAUUCUUACAACCAAAGCACAGAAAUACUGAUUCCGAAAAUUAUGAUGCUUUAUUAUCUAAUUCAUCAAAUAACAAUCCUAAAAUGUACUCAUCACAAUAUUUAAAUCAAAAAAAAUUAAAUGACAAACGUUAUCGUUUACCUACGACAAUUUCAACAGGAAGUAUGUCAAAUAUGGCAUCAAUUGGUUCACAAAAUCACUCAGAUAAAGAUUUAUUAUUUAAUAGAAGUACAACAGUAGGAAAGCAAACUGUUGCUGAAGCAGCAAAAGCUACUGGAAGUUCAUUACAUUUAUAUAAGAAUCCUUUCGAUGAUAUUGAUGAUGAUAAAGACUUUGAUCUGAGUACAGAUAUCAAUAAUUAUGCAGAAAUUGAAGAAGAUAUCAGAAAUGAAGCAAAACAAAUGAAUUAUUACAAUAAAAAAUAA
Messenger RNA from Strongyloides ratti, 1797 nucleotides. RefSeq names its product Sarcoglycan alphaepsilon family-containing protein. Gene Ontology annotation, cellular component: sarcoglycan complex. The record is from RefSeq and is a predicted model, not a curated record. The coding region runs from base 1 to 1797 and encodes 598 amino acids. The transcript is spliced from 5 exons. Lineage: Eukaryota; Metazoa; Nematoda; Chromadorea; Rhabditida; Strongyloididae.